Molecule: messenger RNA, 2720 nt
Organism: Cheilinus undulatus (humphead wrasse)
Lineage: Eukaryota; Metazoa; Chordata; Actinopteri; Labriformes; Labridae
Gene: map10
Product: microtubule associated protein 10
Exons: 1
Coding region: 77-2434 (785 amino acids)
Biological process (GO): cytoplasmic microtubule organization; positive regulation of cytokinesis; mitotic spindle midzone assembly
Cellular component (GO): mitotic spindle midzone; cytoplasmic microtubule; centrosome
Molecular function (GO): microtubule binding
Source: RefSeq, a predicted model, not a curated record
AGCUGGACGCCGAAGUGAGCGGAUUAGCUGAGAGCUUGUCGGUUUGUAGGAGUUUGUCUGUGCUUACGGGGUUUUAAUGAUGUCAGGACUAGAGAAUAUCGACCAUCCCGACUCUCUGUUUUCAUUUGAGCUCUUAGUGGAAAAUAUCCGGUUCAAUAAAGAGGCGAAAGUUUCUGACGAGUUAGCCGUCGGAGUGAGGCUGCUGGAUUUCCCAACGCUGCUCAUUUAUCAGCAUCAAGAGAACAGAGGAGGAGAUAACCAGCAGAAGGCAGCUGAGGAAGGAGAGCACGUCUUUAACAGAGGAAAGUGCUGCUUCUUUAAAAUGAACCGGAAGUCUCUGCACUCCCAGCUGUCCAACACUCCUCUGUACGCCAUGCUGCUGGAUGUUAAAGAAGACAUCCCCAAACUGGUGGGGACCUCUCUCAUCUCUCUGAAUAAAGUGAUGAAGAGGAUCAGACAGGAUGUGACGGAGCAUGGGCUCUCUGCUCCUUCGUCUCAUGGUGAGCGCGGGCUUGUUGGGGUUUGCAACCUCAGAGGGGAGAAAAUCGGAUCCAUGUCUCUGAGUUAUAAAAUGCAAAGUCUAGGAAGUAGCUUGCUGCAACAUGCAACAGAGAGAAAGGCGAUUCAGGGCAACAAUGCAAACGAAGAACUUGUGAAAGACAGCAACAAACCUGCAGAAGUAUCGCCUCUUGACUGUGGGAAUGCUUCUUCGACCACACAGGACAAGACUGAAACCUUGCAAAACAACGAUAACCAGGACCAAAGUGUGUGUAAUGAGCAUAAUGCAACAAGCCAAACUCCUGAAAAAGCAAAAGAAAGCCAAUUUGAAGAAGCCUCACCCAUAUUUCGCCCACCACAUCUCUUUUAUUGCAACACAGCUGAGGAGAGAAGCAAACAUGAAGCUGAUUGCACAUCAUUGAAUCCAAACUUAGAUAGUUUUACACUUGAUGACUCAGAGGAAGAAAGCAGAAGAUCUACGGUGGCCCAGAGUGGAAAACAAGACGUAAAAUCACCAGAAAACAGAGGAACAAGUGGUGUGACUCUGAAUGCCGUCAGUGAAGCGAUACAGCAACUGCCGCUGUUAAACGCCCUCCUUGUGGAGCUGUCACAGCUGAACGGACAGAGCCCACAGCAGCCUCUUUCUGUUCAUCCCAAUUUAGCCUGGAUUUACAGGCCUGCUUCUGCAGAGACGUCAGCCAUGCAAAACAAAUCACUGCACAAAACUAAAGGGAUUAGUCCCAAUUUAAAGCAUUUACAUUCCCCUAGAAACUGCUCUACACCUUCAGCUAGACCUGCGUCCUCAAGAGUGAAAGACAGACAUGAAGAGAGUCAGAGUUACAGCACGUCUCCGAGGAAGAGGCUUGUUUUUGGUACCACUAAAACAUUUAAUCUGAGGCUGAAGCAAGCAUCGCCCUUGAAAGGGACAAGGCGGGAAUGUGUGGAGUUAAUUCAGAAUAAAAUGCAGGCAAGUAUGCCUAAGGAGAAGAAAAAGACAAGUAAUAAGAUCAAGUCAAGUAAAAGAAAAUCAGAUCUGAAGCAGAGCUCUGUUAUUAAUGAAAAUAUUGAGACGAUGAUUGAGAACGUAGCAGAGGACCUUACACAACAGCAAACUAUCACAUUACAAAAGAGGAGCCUCCAAGAGAGUCCUAACUCUCUCAGGAAUUCAGUAAAACCAUCCUUUCCUGAAAGAAAAACAAAGUUUAUUCACAUCCCCAGUGCUGAAAGUGACAUUUCCCCCCAGAACAGAGACAUGAGCGAGCAUCACAGUGAAUCAGAUCAGUCAGACGCUGGCAGACACAGAGGGAGCACAGAGUCUUCCAGAAGCAGCAGACACAGCAGCUCCAAAUCUUCAUUUUCAGACUCUGCAGGAGGAAACGUAGAAGACGACUACGCCGAUGACUUUAACAGCCUCGAGCCCAGUGAUACUCUCUCUCCUGAUGCCCUGAGCAGCCCUGAGCUCUCCAGAGCCAAAACACCAAAGUCCCCCGUCCGCCCCCCGUCUGCCUCCGGCUCUGAGGGGGUCCACAGGAGAGCGGUCCUCCCUGUGCCUGUCAAAGCCCCCAGCUCCCCUCCACAGCGCGCCCUGAGAGGGACGCACAUCAUCCGACCUCGAACCCAGGGGUCGGCUCUCAGCUUUUCCUCGGAUGAUGCCGACAGAGACACGUCAGCUUCCAUACAGACCAUCCUCUCCAGAAAGGCGACAGAGAGCAGCAGAGAGGGACGGAGCUCCUUCACUGACAGUUUAACAUCACCAGGAGGUCUGAGGAGAGAGUCGACCAGAGACAGACGAGCAGCUCGAGGACUUUCUACAGAGUCAGCGUCCUCUUUUGAUCCAGAGGAGGUGGAGGACGAGCUCGGAUCACUGGACUUCAAACAAGAGUAUAAGCACAUCUCUGAGCUCGUGGCCAACAAACUCCCGGGUUAUACCAUGUGAAGAAAAAACUUUUAUAGUGAGAUUGUCAAAAUUUACAAUAUGUAUUUUAAAAUGAUGCAUUCCUCACUUUCCCAAUUUUGGGUGCUCAGGACCUGUAAUUUUUGCUCUGUUUAGGAAAAUUCUUUCAUGUUUGUUUUUAUUGUACUAUUGUGUUGUGUAUUCAGUCAUAUGCCCCGCCCACAUGGGCUUACAUGGCACCAGGAAUUUAACCUAAUCAGGGUCAGAGAGGACAGUCAGUCUUUCAUUGUCAUGGAACAGAACUUAACAGAAAUAUUGAGACAAAAUA